AUGACCUCUGAGAGUACUGGAUCAAGGUCAGAAUCAGAUAUGACCUCUGAGAGGUCUGGGUCAGGGUCACAGUCAGAUAUGACCUCUGAGAGUACUGGGUCAGGGUCACAGUCAGAUAUGACCUCUGAGAGUACUGGAUCAGGGUCACAGUCAGAUAUGACCUCUGAGAGUACUGGAUCAGGGUCACAGUCAGAUAUGACCUCUGAGAGUACUGGGUCAGGGUCACAGUCAGAUAUGACCUCUGAGAGUACUGGGUCAGGGUCACAGUCAGAUAUGACCUCUGAGAGAACUGGGUCAGGGUCACAGUCAGAUAUGACCUCUGGGAGUACUGGAUCAGGGUCACAGUCAGAUAUGACCUCUGAGAGUACUGGGUCAGGGUCACAGUCAGAUAUGACCUCUGAGAGAACUGGGUCAGGGUCACAGUCAGAUAUGACCUCUGGGAGUACUGGAUCAGGGUCACAGUCAGAUAGGACCUCUGAGAGAACUGGGUCAGGGUCACAGUCAGAUAUGACCUCUGAGAGAACUGGAUCAGGGUCACAGUCAGAUAUGACCUCUGGGAGUACUGGAUCAGGGUCACAGUCAGAUAUGACCUCUGAGAGUACUGGGUCAAGGUCACAGUCAGAUAUGACCUCUGAGAGAACUGGAUCAGGGUCACAGUCAGAUAUGACCUCUGAGAGAACUGGGUCAGGUCACAGUCAGAUAUGA
This is a messenger RNA of Pecten maximus, 705 nucleotides long. RefSeq names its product variant surface antigen B-like. The record is from RefSeq and is a predicted model, not a curated record. Bases 1 to 705 code for a protein of 234 amino acids. The transcript has a single exon. Lineage: Eukaryota; Metazoa; Mollusca; Bivalvia; Pectinida; Pectinidae.